UGCUGCUUGGGAAGCCCUCCGUACAGCCGUUGAUGAUGGUGUGCCCCGGCAGAUACUUGUCUGUUGUCAAAAGGUCAAGCAUUGGGACGUCGUCUUCUCGAGUCCACCGGGUGUCGUACAACCACCAGCCGCUGCCGGUGUACAUUUUGUCGCACUGGCCCAGCACCGCGUUUUCUAGGGCUGUUCCUCUCAACGUGUCGAGGAUCUCUGGAUUGCCAGUGUACCGAACCGGAUCCAGGAAGUGAGAUGCCCACCAGACUGUGAUGGGAACGCGGAGGUCCCUCGAAUCUGUCCUCGUGG
Exophiala dermatitidis NIH/UT8656 is the source of this 300-nucleotide messenger RNA. RefSeq lists its product as uncharacterized. Lineage: Eukaryota; Fungi; Ascomycota; Eurotiomycetes; Chaetothyriales; Herpotrichiellaceae. The coding region runs from base 33 to 245 and encodes 70 amino acids. The record is from RefSeq and is a predicted model, not a curated record. The transcript has a single exon.